CGCAGAAAAAACGACGACAUCGUUUUCUUGUUAUUGUUGAAGAAAUUAAUAAAAUUAACAAUUAUUGCGGACAUUACAGCGUGCAGUUACACACAGGAUGGGCAAUCAACUGGUGGGCAUUGCCCCGUCGCAGAUUUAUGCGGUGGAGCACUACUUUUCCGGCCAGUUUGGAUCCGAAAUCACAUUCAGUUCCAACAUGGGCAGCACGCGAUUCUUCAAAGUGGCCAAGGCCAAAACGGAUGAGGGUCAGAUAGUGGUCAAGGUGUUUGUGAAGCACGAUCCCACGUUGCCGCUGGAGGAUCACAAGGAGCGACUGGAGGGCAUCAAGAAAACCCUUUCGCUAGCCAAUGCCGUCAAUUGUUUACCCUUUCAACGGGUUGAGCUAAUUGACAAGGCAGCCUAUAUAAUGAGGGAGUAUGUUAAGCACAGUCUUUAUGAUCGCGUGUCCACACGCCCCUUUCUCACUGUUUUGGAGAAAAAGUGGAUCACGUUCCAGAUUCUGUGCGCCCUGAACCAGUGCCACAAACAGAAGAUCUGCCACGGAGACAUCAAGCUGGAGAAUAUCCUGAUCACCUCCUGGAACUGGAUCCUGCUCUCAGACUUUGCUUCCUUUAAACCCACUUACUUGCCGGAGGACAAUCCGGCGGACUAUACGUACUUCUUCGAUACGAGUAGAAGGCGAACCUGCUACAUUGCCCCCGAGCGAUUUGUCAAGACACUGGCUUCGGAUGACGAUGGCGGCAAUGGCAACAUGUCGGUCAUUCAUACCGACUCCAUCAUUCGACUGGCGCCCAGUUAUGCUGGAAAUACCCUGCUACCAGCCAUGGACAUAUUUUCAGCGGGCUGCGCCUUGCUGGAGCUCUGGACGGAGGGAACUGCGCCCUUUGAACUCUCACAGCUGCUGGCCUACAGGCGUGGUGAGCGAGAUCUGGUGGAGAAGCAUUUGGCUGGCAUCGAAAAUGAGAGGUUACGCAACCUGCUGGCCUCCAUGAUCGACAUCCACUCGAUGAACCGAAAGAGCGCCGAGGAUUACUUAGAUCAGGAGCGCGGCCAGCUGUUUCCCGAAUACUUUUACUCCUUCCUGCAGUUGUACUUGCAAAUGUUCUCCUCAACACCAAUAAUGUCGCCGGAUGACAAGAUCCAGUGUCUGCACAAGGACAUUGGACAUUGCAUCAAGGUGCUGACACUGGCACAGGAUGUGACUCCGGAGGAGGACGAUAAGGAUGGUGAGCAGGAAAAGAAGGAUCCCACGUUGUGUGCUCGACUACCACCAGAGCAUGAUGGUCUCAUUCUGAUCAUUACUGUGGUCACAUCCUGCAUUCGCGGUCUCAAGCAGUCAAACACUAAAAUUGCAGCCUUGGAACUUCUGCAAAAGCUGUCGAAGUACACAACUUCCGAGACCAUCUUGGAUCGCAUAUUGCCCUACAUUCUGCACUUAGCCCAGAAAUCACCAGCCAAGGUACAAGUUCAGGCCAUCGAAACGCUGACCGCCUGCCUGGGCAUGGUAAAGGACAUUCCGCGAAGCGAUGCCAAUGUUUUUCCGGAGUACAUACUUCCAUCCAUCACUGACUUGGCCAGCGAAUCGAGUGCCGUGAUUGUUCGCGUGGCCUUUGCUCGGAAUAUUGCUGCUCUGGCCAAAAGCGCUGUCUAUUUUCUAGAGGAGACGCAGCGAAAUGCUCCGAAUGAGAUGCCCACUCCACGCUACGAGGCGGAGUUGAAUGCCCUCCAUGACAUAGUAAGACAGGCUGUACUGAGUCUGCUGACGGAUUCCCAACCGGUGGUUAAGCAAACUCUGAUGGAGUCGGGCAUAUGCGAUCUGUGCGCUUUCUUUGGCAAGGAAAAAGCCAACGAUGUGAUACUCUCGCACAUCAUGACCUUCCUGAAUGACGAGGACAAGAACUUGAGGGGAGCUUUCUAUGACAACAUCGCCGGAGUGGCUGGCUAUGUGGGCUGGCAGGCGUCGGAUAUAUUGGUGCCCCUUUUGCAGCAAGGAUUUACGGAUCGCGAGGAGUUCGUCAUAGCAAAGGCUAUACGUGCAGUGACCAUUCUCAUCGAACUGGGUCACAUCAAAAAGCCAGCAGUGACGGAAAUUGUCCAAGAGACGGCCUGUUAUCUGUGCCAUCCAAAUCUUUGGGUUCGUCACGAGAUCUGCGGCAUGAUCGCCACCACUGCACGCAACCUCAGCGCCAUCGAUGUGCAGUGCAAGAUUAUGCCUGCGAUUGGCGCUUUUCUCAAGGCGCCGCUUAUCCAGGUGGAGAAGCCACACAUCCUGCUGGACUGUGUGCAUCCACCGGUGCCGCGGCAGAUCUUCGACAGCGUGCUGCGCUUCCAGGACAUCCACAGUUUUCUUAGAGCGCUAGAGGAUCGAUCGAGAGCUCGCAACCAGGCCAGACAAGGAGCUGUACCGAAGUUCGAGGAGAUGGGGCAGACCCUAAGGAACCUUUUUAGGCGCCUAAGCUCUGAGGGAUUGACGGAUCUAAUCGAAAUGCAGCUGCUGGCCAUGAAGCCUUUCUUGAUCUCCAUGAAGCACAAGUCCCUGCAGGAUCUGGACGACACUGCCUCUGGGAACGGACGCAUCGUGGUCACGCGCAAGCAAGUCGCUUGUCAUGAAUAUCCGCUGGCGGACAAAAUCACCAAAAUGCCCCUAGAGAACCGAUCCAGCGAGGGACCAACUCUGGUAUCGCCCGCCUCGGAUGCAGCGAACACUCCGCUGGGAGCUGGGGGAAUGGCCGGAAGUCCUGCCUCUGGAGCUGUGGUCCUUGGCGUGCCAACGGCCACCGUAAGUGCGGCCACCUCACUGGGUGAAUACACGAUGCCGGAGCGAAACUGCUGGCUGGAACGCUCCUCCGAGUGCCGCAAGGAUCUCGAAUCGCUCACGGCCAAGAUCAAGAGGCGCUACAAUGUGCUGGCCAUCUCGCAGCGCUGCAGUUACGACAAGCUGGUGACGCCCUAUCCACCUGGCUGGCGGAUGAACGGCACCCUGGUGGCCCAUCUGCACGAGCACUCGGAAUCGGUGAUCAAGCUGGCCUCCUUGCGUCCCCACGGCUCGCUCUUCGCCAGCGGCAGCAUAGACGGCACUGUGCGGCUGUGGGAUUGCAGCAAACUCAAUGGGAAUCAGGGGGUGAAUAAGUCGAGGCAGGUUUAUUCGGCCAAUACGCCCAUCUACGCCCUGGCCGCCUGUGAUAGUGGACAAUCGCUGGCGGUGGGCGGCAAGGAUGGCAGCAUUCUGAUGAUGCGGAUCGAUCGUAACUCCACCAAGAUGACGCUCCAACAGGCCUUAGAUCAGAAUGAUCAUAAAGAUGGACCCGUGGUGGACAUGCACGCCUACGAUCAGGCCACGCAGAGUGUCAUUGUGUACGCCACGCUGUACGGUGGCAUUGUGGCCUGGGACACACGGAUGCAGCACAGCGCCUGGCGGCUGCAGAACGAACUGCGGCACGGGGUGAUCACCACCAUCUGUGCGGAUCCCACUGGCUCUUGGUUGGCCACCGGAACGAGUGGCGGUAAGCACAUCUGCUGGGAUCUGCGCUUCCGUCUGCCCAUUGCCGAGAUCAAACAUCCGGCUGAUUCGUGGAUACGCAAAGUGGCAUGCCAUCCCACGGAGCCCUCGUAUCUCAUCUCCGCCUCGCAGUCGAACAACGAGGUGUCCGUGUGGAACAUCGAGACGGGUCAGCGCCAGACGGUCUUGUGGGCAAGCCCGGUGGCGGCUUUAUCCAGCGCCAGUCCCAGUGAUCCGUCCACCACGUGCGGCAUUCUCAGCGGAGUGGUCGAUGGUUCGCCCUUCAUUCUCACCGGCAGCUCGGAUCAGCGCAUCCGCUACUGGGACAUCGCCAAUCCGAAGAGCUCCUCGCUCAAGGUGCCGGCUGCCAAUGACAAUCUGUCGGAUGUGGCCUUCAACUACGGUGCCCGCUUGAUCGAUGGCAGCCAGGUGAUUGAGGAGCAAAUCAUUUCCAUGGCCAGUACUGGCGACUCACAGCAGCUGCGCUCCUCCACGGAGGAGAAUCCCCGCUCUGGACCGGACAUGCCCACGGCCAGUCACCACGACGCCAUCACGGAUCUGCUGAUGUGCAAGGACAAGGGCCAGAUCUACAUAGCCUCGGCAUCGCGAGACGGUGUCAUCAAGCUGUGGAAGUGAGCGCCCGCUUAAUAGUAUUUAAUUAUUCAACUGUGAUUAGCCUAAUAAACUGCAAUAUGUCUAACUAUUAAAUAAACAGUUGCUUGCAAA
Molecule: messenger RNA, 4225 nt
Organism: Drosophila subpulchrella
Lineage: Eukaryota; Metazoa; Arthropoda; Insecta; Diptera; Drosophilidae
Gene: Vps15
Product: phosphoinositide 3-kinase regulatory subunit 4
Exons: 8
Coding region: 98-4135 (1345 amino acids)
Biological process (GO): protein phosphorylation; protein targeting to vacuole; autophagy of peroxisome
Cellular component (GO): phosphatidylinositol 3-kinase complex, class III, type II; nucleus-vacuole junction; phosphatidylinositol 3-kinase complex, class III, type I
Molecular function (GO): protein binding; protein serine/threonine kinase activity; ATP binding
Source: RefSeq, a predicted model, not a curated record